Messenger RNA from Penicillium subrubescens, 870 nucleotides. Its product is annotated as short-chain dehydrogenase. The record is from RefSeq and is a predicted model, not a curated record. Gene Ontology annotation, molecular function: oxidoreductase activity, acting on NAD(P)H, oxygen as acceptor. The transcript is spliced from 3 exons. Gene Ontology annotation, cellular component: intracellular anatomical structure. NCBI's taxonomy places the organism in Eukaryota, Fungi, Ascomycota, Eurotiomycetes, Eurotiales, Aspergillaceae. Bases 1 to 870 code for a protein of 289 amino acids.
AUGGCGACUAACAUUAGCCGGUGGUCUAGGUUUGUGCCGUUUAGUUUGCGGACACAGGUGUCCGUUCCAGCAGACCAUUCGCGUUCCGAACCCGGCGCUAUCAGACAGUGUGCUCGAGAUAUUUCGAAUGAACAACAAAGUUGUCAUAAUCACCGUGGUACUGGCGGACUUGGGUACCAAGAUGCUCGUGGCCUGGUAGAAGCCGGCGUUAAUGUUGCUUUGUGGUACUAUGGGUCUUCUCAAGCCGAAAGCCUCGCCAAGUCACUUGAAAAGGACUUCAGAAUCAAAUCAAAAGCAUACAAGUGCUCUGUGCAAAGUUUCGACGAGGUCCAAGCGGCAACCAAUGCUGUGGUCCACGACUUUGGUCGACUAGAUGUAAUGAUCGCAAAUGCUGGUAUUCCAUCGAAGGCUGGUGGUCUAGAUGGCAAGCUGGAAGACUGGCAUAAAGUUGUGGACAUUGGCUUCAACGGAGCAUACUAUUGUGCUCGGGUUGCGGGUGAGAUCUUUCGGAAGCAGGACUCAGGUAACAUGACCUUUACGGCUUCCAUGUCUGGCCAUGCAGCAAAUGUACCCCAGCAGCAGGCUUGUUAUAACGCUGGCAAGGCAGGCGUCAUUCAUCUGGCAAAGUCACUGGCCGUGAAAUGGGCUGAUUUUGCUAGUGUCAACUGCGUCAGCCCCGGCUACGUCGACACACCCAUCAGUGGAGACUUUUCAUUCGAGAUGAAAGAGGCGUGGUAUAGUCUGACAUCUUUGAGACGAGAUGCAGAUCCUCGCGAGCUGAAGGCUGUCUAUUUGUAUCUCGCGAGCGAUGCCAGCACGUACACAACAGGGUCUGACAUUGUGGUGGAUGGUGGAUAUACUUGCCGGUAA